Molecule: messenger RNA, 2290 nt
Organism: Oncorhynchus keta (chum salmon)
Lineage: Eukaryota; Metazoa; Chordata; Actinopteri; Salmoniformes; Salmonidae
Gene: wash1
Product: WAS protein family homolog 1
Exons: 11
Coding region: 123-1526 (467 amino acids)
Biological process (GO): endocytic recycling; exocytosis; retrograde transport, endosome to Golgi
Cellular component (GO): early endosome; WASH complex; recycling endosome
Molecular function (GO): gamma-tubulin binding; alpha-tubulin binding
Source: RefSeq, a predicted model, not a curated record
CGCGGUAUGACCAUGCGGAAGUAGACAGUCCGACAGACAGAGUCGUUGUGUUUUAGCGGAAAGUAAUAAACAACCAACUAUUAGAUAGAUACCUGCGUCCGUGUACACACUACACGCUGUCAAUGGUCAGGAUGAGUGUGAAGCAGUGUCUGGAGGGUCAGGUGUACUCUGUGCCUCUGAUACAGUCAGACCUGAGGAGGGAGGAGGCUGUUCACCAGAUAGCAGACACCCUGCUCUACCUAGAGACUAUCUCUACUGACAUCUUUACCAGAGUGUCUGAGAGUGUAGAGCGGAACCGCUGUCAGCUGCAGAGUGUGACAGAUCGAAUCAGGCUAGCCCAGGCCCGUGUCAACAAGAUCAAAGGUAGCAAGAAGGCCACCAAGGUGUUCUCCAGUGCUAAGUAUCCAGCUCCAGAGCGUCUCCAGGAUUACUCCUCCAUCUUCAGUGGAGCCACAGACCCUGCCUCCCAGACACGCCCCCGAUAUCGCAUACAGGCCAAACUACGACCCCUUGACGACAAGGCCCUGCAGGAGAAGUUGUGUUAUUACCCAGUGUGUGUGAGCAGUAAGAAGCGUUCGGAGGAUGAGACCGAAGAGGGGCUGGGCGGUCUGCCUCGUAACAUAUCCUCUGUCAGCUCCCUGCUGCUGUUUAAUACUACAGAGAACCUGUAUAAGAAGUAUGUUUUCCUGGACCCACUGGCUGGGGCGGUGACUAAAACACACACCACUCUGGAGACAGAGAAGGAAGAGAAACCAUUUGACGCUCCCCUAUCCAUAACCAAGAGAGAACAGCUGGAGAGACAGACAGCAGAGAGUUACUUCUAUGUUCCAGACCUGGGUCAGGUCCCAGAGAUAGACGUCCCCUCCUACCUACCAGACCUGCCAGGCAUUGCUGACGACCUGUCCUACAGCCAAGACCUGGGGCCCGGCAUCGCACCCUCUGGACCCACACACACCUUCCCUGAACUACCCUCCUUCUCUGGGGAGGACAUGCCCGGUUCUCAAUUCCAAGUUGCAGUCCAGCCUCCUCCCCCACCUCCCCCUCCCCCACCACCAGAGCCCACACAUGUCCCCACCCCUCCCCCUGGUCUCCCCCCUCCUCCACCUCCUCCCCCACCAGAGCCUGCAAAUAGCCCUGCAAACGCCAGCACAGCUCCUGUAGUGGGCGCUCCCAGCGAGGUGGUUGAAUCAAACAGCCGGGCCAGUCUACUAGAGUCCAUACGCAACGCUGGAGGCAUUGGAAAGGCCAAACUACGCAACGUCAAAGAACGCAAGAUGGAGAAAAAAAAACAGAAGGAGCAGGAACAAGUGGUAGCAGCAGCCAGUGGAGGAGACUUCAUGUCAGAUCUCUUCAAUAAGUUGGCCAUGCGAAGGAAAGGUAUCUCUGGUAAGGGUCCUGUAGGUGGGGACUCAGGGGAGGGCCCAGCUGGAUCUGGCAGCGCAUUCGCUAGGAUGUCCGAUGUAAUCCCACCUCUUCCUGCCCCCCAUCAGCCAACCACUGAAGACGAGGACGACUGGGAGGCCUGAGACUAGCCAAUCAGAACCAAUGGAACUCUGAGCACAUCUAGCUCUAAGCCAAUCAAAGAAAAGAAUACUGAGGAAGGAAACUAACGCUUGAUAUAUUUUUUUUAACCUUUAUUUAACUAGGCAAGUCAGUUAAGAACAAAUUCUUAUUUACAAUGACGGCCUACCCCGGGCCAAUUAUGCGCCGCCCUAUGGGACUCCCAAUCACGGUUGGAUGUGAUACAGCCUGGAUUCGAACCAGGGACUGUAGUGACACCUCUUGCACCGAGAUGCAGUGCCUUAGACCGGGAUCCCUAAAAAACAAAUGUGAUACUGUCUGUAGGGUUCCUUCAAGAUCAGGGAUGGGCAACUAAGGUGCAGUUUUGACAUUUGGUUGUGCAUCAGCAGUCACUCAAUUAGCCCAUGUCAGCUAAAAUGAUUUAGUCUAGUGGCCAGCUAACUUACCAAUCUAUCUAAACUUGUAGUAAGCAUUGUUGAAUUGCAAACCCACGAGCCACUGCGGCUGUUCGUGAGUUCCGUUUUUUGUGUGGCCCCCACAGCCCAUCAAAGUUGCCCAUCCCUGUUCCAGAUGAUACACAAAUGUACUGAUCCUUAUUGAGAGAAUACUGGACAAACAACUACAGGAGAUAAGUCAGACCUCAUCUCAGCAUUAUUAAGUAUAAUCAAGUAACACGUAAAUAUAAUUACAUAACUAACACACUAAAGCAGCACAACAUUUCUAUCAGAAUGUUAUGAACAUCAUUCAAUAAAAAUUAUUUUGCAUAAAA